UUAUGGCAGUGGUUAGAAUUUAAGGAGGCAAUGUUUUUCUCCGUAAGAUAAAAAAGCCAUCGGAGCAGAGUUGCCGUAACAAGGCUUGUCAUGCCACGAUUAAAAUGGUGACACGGCAAACAGACACUUCAGAAGAAUUAAGCGUCCAUCCGUGAGGAAGGGAUGAGUCUCAAGCCUCGGAGUUUGCUGUUUGUGUUGUCGGGGUCGUCGGGUCGGAGUUUGAGGUCUGCCGUGCUGCCCGUGGAUUAACGCAAGGCUCCAUUCCGCUGUCAUCUGUCGGUUAAAGUAUGGACCUGAGGACUGUGCCUUUGCUUCGAGUGUGAGCUGGCGUGGUCAUGGAAAAAUGCGUUUUUUUUGAAGCAAGUCAACACUGAAGGACUCCGGAUCAGAAGCGCGGACACUUGUUGAAAAUACAACUUGGAAGCUGAGCUAACUGUUAGCACGCUCGCGGCUAACCCAGCAACCUACUUUUCAUGACUAUUUUAAGACAAACAAGCUGGAGACGACUCAGUCGGAUGUAUGUUGGCCGAGCUUUUGUCGAAUGACAGCGUCGACGAGUCCGUGUUUUCAUUUGCGUGGAGUGCGUGGAAAGGUUACAGGUGGAUGUGAAAGCUCAGUCAUUUAGCUAGCGCAGCUACUUGCUAGCCCGCUCACGUCCGUGUUCUGUUUCACAGCUCUGACAACAUCUUCUUCUUCUAAAGUCACAACAAUAGCAACUUUUUUUUUAAGUUGCGGGCAAAUGCUUGAUUAACUCAGUUGUGACAAGUUCUUUUCAUCCCGCCCCCCCUCAAAUACACAUCCAUAUAUACCAAUGGGAUAUACGUCAACUUUUUGAUGGAGUACCACCCACAGAAAGAUCUUGGAAGAUAAAUAAUAUCUUUUUUUUUUUUUUUAAUUUUCAAAGUAGUUGAAGGGCGCAGCAUGUCCGGCUCCCCAGGCGCAGGGGGCUCGAACCCACGGAAGUUCAGCGAGAAGAUAGCGCUGCACAACCAGAAGCAGGCAGAAGAGACGCUGGCCUUCGAACAGCUGAUGACGGACCUGACUGUCUCAAGGGUGCAGUUUCAGAAGGUCCAGCAGCUUCGUUUGUCUCAGCCACGACCACAGUACUAUGGAGGGUCUUUGCCCAAUGUCAAUCAGAUAAGCAACACCAACACUGAAUUUCAGGCUGGCUUUCCAUCGGGACUGGAUUCCGUUCGAGGUACUCGCCACCAUGGGCUGGUUGAGAGAGUGCACAGGGAACGCAACCGCAUCAACGCUCCCCAUCGCAGACCCAUUGACAAGCAUGGGCGGCAGAUAGAGAGCUCUCCGUAUGGAACGGUAUACCUCUCCCCUCCUCCGGACAACAGCUGGAGAAGGGAUCAGCCUCCAUGGAGUGAGGAAAAACGACCAGGGUUUAGAUUGAUAUCACAACUCAACAGAACCAACUCAGACUCUGCUCUUCAUACAAGUGCUAUGAACCCACAGGACCCCUUCAGCGUGAACAGGCAGAUGGGCCGAGGUCCCCCUCAGCGCAAUGGCUGGCAUGGAGCUUGUAUAAAUGAGACACAGGUGGAUGGGUCUGGAGAUGUGUUUUCCUUUCCAACGCUACCAAACGACGAGAGUCUCCCCGGUGUCAGUAGGCCCCUCCCCAAGCAACUGUGGGAAGCCAAAAAGGCCCAAUCUCUUGCAUCAAGGCCUAAAUCCUGUGAAGUGCCUGGUAUCAAUGUUUUCCCUUCUCCAGAGCAAAAUUCUGGUCUUCCCCACUACCAGGGCUCAUUGAACACUGGAGGCUCUCUACCCGAUCUCAGCAACCUGCACUUUCCCUCCCCGCUCUCCACUCCACUGGACCCUGAAGACAAUGGAGGAUACUCUAAUAUUAGUGGGGGAAGCAGCACCGGAAACCUGCCGGCCGCCAUGAUGCACCUGGGCAUUGGCAACUCACACGGCCUCUCCUCUUCUCUGAGUAAUCCUGCAAUGCAAGCGUCCCUUAACAACUGCCAGCUUCCUGUUUCUCUCAGCAAUCCCCCCAUUAACUCAUCUCUGCGUCUCUCUGGUAACUCUCCUCGACGAAGACCAGCACCUAUCAGCCCCCUCACCCUGUCUCCUGGUGCGGAGCAACGUAGGGGUCUGACUAAGCAGUUGUCUCCCACUAUGUCCCCAUCACUGUCCCCUAUCACACAGAGAGUUGCUUUAGAUACCAGCAACAUGCCAAGGGAACCUCCCCCUCCUUAUCCGCUCUACCAGCAAUCCCAACAUGGAGCGGACCAGUCCCUCACGUUGCAUCAACAGCAACCUGUGUCCCCUCAAGACUUUAACCCAAGUCAACAGUCUGGCUGUUUUUUUUGGCAGCACAACAUGGCAGCACUCUCUAGUGAUUCCUUCAUGGAGCAGUGGUUCUCUAGUCGCCAGAGCAAAACCCUCCCAUACCAGUUGGACCACUUCAGUCUGUUGGAAAACGCAAUGACUUUCACAGCAGCUACAUCUUGCUUCGACCCUUCUUCUUCCUCCCUGUACUACUCCCAGGCAGGCCUUACAGGACUGGGUGGUAGCCACGGUAACUUGCAUGACCCCAUGCACAUGAGUUCAAACAUGCUGUACUCCAACUGCAGUGGAGGAGUGCCCAACAUCAUACUCACUGCAGAUGACUCCCACCACAGUCUGUCUAAAGACAUCAGCAGCGUGCUCUCCACCGUGCCCGAGUGUUUCGACUCGGAAGGAGGCUUCCCCCUGGAAGACGAGCUGCACAUUGAGCCCCUUAGCCUGGACGGUCUGAGCAUGCUCAGCGACCCUGACAUGGUGCUGCCGGACCCAUCUGUGGAGGAUACUUUCCGCAGCGACAGACUCUGAAUGUGACUUGUCACACACACACACACACACGCACACAAACACACACACACAUUUACAGUGUAGCCCGGGGAGUGCAUGAAUGUGAUUCUGCAUGUUUUGAUGCAUGUAUUGACUGCCACAAAGCAUCAUGAGCGAGGUGGACACCACGCAAACAAUUCUACCCUUUCUGAGAAGUUGGAUGGUAAAGGAAAUUCGUUUACAUCCGACAAAAGCCUCACGCUCGCUUAAGCUCACGCUUGUCGUGCAUUAGUGUCGGUUAAAAAAAAAAAAAAAAACAGUUGUUGUUCUGCAGGCUGCCUCUCCCGCUUAAAUGGGGAGGAAAUCCAAUGAGCAGUCGAGGCCGUCCGUUGUCCUUUUUUUUUUUUUUUUUUGUCAGUCCCCUUUGUAGCCAUGGCAACAUUAUCACCAUGGCUACAUACCAUUGCCGAGCUGCAGAGAUGCCAACACGCAGUUGACUUUUCUCACAGCUCCCAUAAACAAGUGUCUGAUCAGAGGUGCUCUGCUGGAGUCGCGCCACACGCGUGGAAACUAAUGUCAAGUACCACCGAGCGGCUUCAGGCUCUCUGACAAUCACGUCGAAUGAUGCAAUGAAAAUUCUAUCAAAUUAUUUUUGAGGCUACACACAAAUAUAUAUAUAAAUAAAAAAAUACAUAUAUAUUAAUAUAAGUCACACUUUUUAGUAAGAUUAGAAUGUACUAGACAACAAAAAGGGCAAAGUGUUUACAAAGAAAUGAUUUGAAGUUUAUGUUACUUAUUAUAACCAAGAGCUAAACUGGUGAGAUGUGCUGCAUAAAGACUAUAUUCCCUCAGCAGGGAUGUUGUUUGCAUCCAUUUUUAAAGAUGAAAUUCACGUUUUUUGUUUUUUUUAAUACAUUGGUGUAUGUUGUAUUUUGAAGUUUUGUAUGGACUUGUACUGGCGCUUGCACUGUACCUAGGCUGUUGUGAUAAAGGGCAUGUAUACCACUGUGCAUCAGUUCCGUUUGCAGUCGGAGACUGAGCAAAGACUUAGUGACUGAGUGCAGAAGGCUCUUGUGGACAUGGGACACCAUGUAACAUUGCACUUAUUGUCUUUUGCACUAAUUGGUCCACCCUGUCUUGCACCACCCCGCUGUUGUUUUUACACGGCAACCCAAAGAAUCAAGUGUUGAGUUCAUGUUCAGUUAUCGAGGGUAAUAUUUACUUAUAUGUUUGUAGAACUGAUUUAGAGAAAUAUGCCAUUUUGGGCAAUGAGUGCCCCCUACUGUUUUUUCAAUGUGGUUCAUUAAAGGAUAUAAGAGCAUUGCUCUGUUCAGCUAUGCAGCUCCCCCCCUCCCCCACCUGUUGAACAGGUGUGCCAUGUACACUAUGCAGUGUAACUACAUGCAGCUUCCUAAUAUGGAAGGAGCAAAACAAUAUUACAUGUGUCCGGUGUCCACACUGUUGGGUUUUCUCCAGUCUGCCAGUCCCAAAUACUACAGCGUCCGUGACAGGGGUGUCCAAAGUGUCCACUUUUUUAACGCAUGAGAUGUGUUUUUUUCAUGAGAUAUCAACUCCAGGCAGCACGGUGGCAGAGGGGUUAGUGUUUCUGCCUCACAAUAUGAAGGUCCUGAGUAGUCCUGGGUUCAAUACCGGGCUCAGGAUAUUUCUAUGUGGAGUUUGCAUGUUCUCCCCGUGACUGCGUGGGUUCCCUCUGGGUACUCCGGCUUAAUCCCAUUGCCAAAAGCAUGCACCUGGGGAUAGGUUGAUUGGCAACACUAAAUUGGCCCUAGUGUGUGAAUGUGAGUGUGAAAUUUUUCUGUCUAUCUGUGUUGACCCUGCGAUAAGAUGGCGACUUGUCCAGGGUGUACCCCGCCUUCCGCCGGAUUGUAGCUGAGAUAAGCACCAGCACCCCCCUGCGACAACAAAGGGAAUAAGCGGUUGAAAAAUGGAUGGAUGGAUACCAAUUCCAUUCUGUGAGUUUGAAUUGAGGUUUCAGACAGGAAGUAGAAUUCCAAUUUGGAUUAAAUGAAGUACAGUAGGAAGACGCUUCAUAUUGCCCCAUUUGAAAAAAAAAAUAUUCACUGAGUCACCAGAUGUCAGUGUUGAGUAUCUUAAAAUGUGUUUUGUGGCAAUUCCAACUUUGAUCACAGCGCCAGAAGAGUGGCGCUUUCCAUCAUUUUUAGCCAACUGGGUUACAAAAUGAUUACCCUAAUGUACAAUUGAUAUUUAAAUUGAUUAUUUUGAUGUAUUGUACUAAAUUCUAUUAUCUUACUCUCACAAUUCUCAACUGAUUCAAAGUGCUCAUCUCAUUUAGGGCAUAUAGCGCUCACUUAAAGGUCUACUGAAAUGAGAUUUUCUUAUUUAAAUGGGAAUAGCAGGUCCAUUCUAUGUGUCAUACUUGAUCAUUUCGCGAUAUUGCCAUAUUUUUGCUGAAAGGAUUUAGUAGAGAACAUCCACGCUAAAGUUCACAACUUUUGGCCGCUAAAAGAAAAGCCCUGCAAGUACCGGAAGUAUGUGCGCGUGACGUCACUGGUUGCAGGGCUCCACACAUAUUCCCAUUGUUUUUGAUGGGAGCCACCAGCAGUAAGAGCAAUUCGGACCAAGAAAGCGACAAUUUCCCCAUCAAUUUGAGCGAGGAUGAAAGAUUUGUGAAUUAGGAUAUUGAUAGUGAAGGAAUAGAAGAAGAAAAAAAGCGACGGCUCCGGGCGACGGCAGUGUGAGCGUUUCAGAUGUAAUUAGACACAUUUACUAGGAUAAUUCUGGAAGAUCCGUUAUCUGAUUAUUGUUUUAAUAGUGUUUUAGUGAGAUUUUAAAGAUUAUAAAAUAUUGUAAAGACAUACCUCGAGGUCGGAUGGCUACGGUGAACACGAAGUGUCUCAGAGAGAAGCCGAGGAGCCAAGCUCACAGCUGCUGCAGGACGACGAAUAAUCCAAUGAUUUCUCUGGUAAGACAUAUAUCACAAUUUUCCCAUCCAAAAACAUGCUGGUUGACGUAGAGAAAACAUGUUCGCUUGACCGCUCCGCUUCACAACAAACAAAGAAACAUCGGCUGUGUCUCGGUGCUAAAGACACCAACAGCAUUGUUCUUUAUAGUCUCCAUUAUUAAAUAAACAAAUUGCAAAAGAUUCAGCAACACAGAUGUCCAAAAUACUGUGUAAUUAUGCGAUUAAAGCAGACGACUUUUAGCCGCGAGUGGUGCUGAGCUAAUAUUUCCUGACAGUCAGUGACGUCACGCGUACGCGUCAUCAUUCCGUGACGUUUUCAACAAGAAACUUGCGGGAAAUUUAAAAUUGCAAUUUAGUAAACUAAAAGGGCCGUAUUGGUAUGUGUUGCAAUGUUAAUAUUUCAUCAUUGAUAUAUAAACUAUCAGACUGCGCGGUCGGUAGUAGUGGGUUUCAGUAGGCCUUUAAUGUUGUUAUGCUAGCAUGCUAACUGUUAGCAUGCUAGCCGUUGGCAUGUUAACACCUUAGCCAAUUUUCCUAGCUCUUGCCCAGCCUGAGUCACAUUUGCGACACUUCCUGAUGUGCGGAUACUAUUUUAAGGCCGAGUUCUAAAACAAAUAUCACAAAACUAACGGUUUGGGGGAUUUCAAAGAGUUGGUAUAAUGAAAAUUGGAGUACUUACAUUUUGAGCAUUGAAGGUAAGCAAGUGUAUUUAGUUGCAACCUAACUUGAAUAGUAAACAAUGUGUACGUUAUUUGAAUAGUUUUAAGUGUUACAUCAGGUUACUUUGGCGAAAGAUUGAAAAAUGCCAAAUUUAGUGAAAACUGCUGUAAGCUGGUUUGCUUUUGGCUAAUGCGCUAACAUAUCAGUAUCAGGCAGCGACAGAUAUAAAACUAAAAGUUAUGGAUAAUGUUAACAUUUAAGCCAAUUGUGUAGGUAUGCAAUUAUAGCAAAAGUAAUGGAUAUUGUUACUUGCCAUUAUCUUCUUAUCAUGCUAACUCUUACCAUUUUAGCCAAUCUUGUAAGUAUAAGAUUCAUGGAUGUUAAAAGUAACUCUUAGCACUUUAGCUAGAUUUUUUGGUAUGGAACAAAGAAAUAAUCCUGGGUACUGUUACUUUAAAAGGAUAGAAACUGGAGAAAAAAUACUUUUUAUAUCCGAGAAUGUAUUACUGAAUCCAAAUAUUCAAAAAUGGAAAGAAGGUGGUUGAAUUAAUUGCCUGUAAAUUGUUGUUAUAAUUUAGGACUUGUGUUACAUGGCAAAUGAUUCCUGUUACUUACCUAAAAACAUAAAAGUGAAUUGCAAUUAAUUGGAUGGCACUUGUUGCAUUUUCAGUUUAACAUACUGUGUAGGAGAUAAUUAAACAUUUUUUUUUUGUUCAAAUACAUUUUAUUUACUUUCUGAAUUUUGCACAAGCCUGAUAUAUAAACACAAUUCACAGUAAUCACAAUAUCUCCUUAUUUCUUUAAAAAGAUGUUCAUUAAUCAUCAAUCCUCAAAUGUUUCUACCUUGUCAACCUAAGUGGACAUUUCACCAACGCCUUAAUCUGUACAUUUAUUUAAAAAUUAAGAUGAAAUAUAUUUUCAGCCUUUCAUAAUACGGUUAAUUAUUUUGCAAUGCAGUCUGCUGGAAAUGAUUGAAAGCGCCACUCUACAUAGCAACUGGAGCUGUGGUCAAAAAUGGAAAUGCCACCAAACACAUUUUAAGAUGGACAACACUGACAUCUGGUGACUAAAGUAUAUAUUCUUUCACAUGGGGCCAUAUGAAGUACCUUGCUACUAGCAAUUGAGGCUGUGGUCAAAGUUGGAAAUGCCACAAAACACAUUCUAAGAUAUUCUACACCAGGGGUCACCAACCUUUUUGAAACCAAGAGCUACUUUUUGGGUACUGAUUAAUGCGAAGGGCUACCAGUUUGAUACACACUUAAAUAAAUUGCCAGAAAUAGCCAAUUCGCUCAAUUUACCUUUAAAAAAUAAAUCUAUGUAUGUAGAUAAAAAAAUGGGUAUUUAAUUCCGUCGUAAAUUUUUUCCCAUUUUACGGAAAUAUUUUUCUAGAGAAUAAAUGAUGAAAAAAACACUUAAUUGAACGGUUUAAAAGAGGAGAAAACAGGAAAAAAAAUAAAAAUGAAAUUUUGAAACAUAGUUUAUCUUCAAUUUCGACUCUUUAAAAUUCCAAAUUCAACCGAAAAAAAGAAUCUUUUUGAAAAAAGAAAAAAACAAUUAUGGAACAUCAUUAGUAAUUUUUCCUGAUUAAGAUUAAUUUUAGAAUUUUGAUGACAUGUUUUAAAUAGGUUAAAAUCCAAUCUGCAUUUUGUUAGAAUAUAUAACAAAUUGGACCAAGCUAUAUUUCUAACAAAGACCCAUCAUUAUUUCUUCUAGAUUUUCCAGAACAAAUUUUUUUAAAGAAAUUCAAAAGACUUUGAAAUAAGAUUUAAAUUUCAUUCUAAAGAUUUUCUAGAUUUGCCAAAAUAAGUUUUUUGAAUUUUAAUCAUAAUAAGUUUGAAGAAAUAUUUCACUAAUAUUCUUUGUCGAAAAAGAAGCUAAAUUGAUUUAUUAAAUCAAUGUGUAUUUAUUAUUAUUUACAAUUUUAAAAAAAUUACUUGAACAUUGAUUUAAAUUGUCAGGAAAGAAGAGCAAGAAAUUCAAAAGGUAAAAAGGUAUAUGUGUUUAAAAAUCCUAAAAUCACUUUAAAGGUUGUAUUUUUUUCUCUAAAAUUGUCUUUCUGAAAGUUAUAAGGAGCAAAGUAAAAAAAUAAAUACAUUUAUUUAAACAAGUGAAGACCAAGUCUUUAAAAUAUUUUCUUGGAUUUUCAAAUUCUAUUUUGAGUUUUGUCUCUCUUAGAAUUAAACAUGUCGAGCAAAGCGAGACCAGCUUGCUAGUAAAUAAAUACAAUUUUCAAAAUAGAGGCAGCUCACUGGUAAGUGCUGCUAUUUGAGCUAUUUUUAGAACAGGCCAGAGGGCUACUCAUCUGGUCCUUACGGGCCACCUGGUGCCCGCGGGCACCGCACUGGUGACCCCUGCUCUACACUCUACUGCCACCCUGCAGCUAAAUUGGAUAGUGCACUUUUUAUGUCUUGGGUGAACCACAACAAAUGUGGCCGUAUGAAUCCCCUUCCUACCGUAGGUUAACACAAUGUAUGCGUUACAUAAAGUCAACACAAACCAUGUGUCAACACUCAUGUUUUGCCUUGAAAAUUCACGAAAUUUAACCGUUACCGCCACCCUUUUUAGAAAAAAAAAAAAAGGAAUAUUUCUGUGCAGCUCAGGUAUGUUGGUGACAUAAAUAAACAACAACAAAAAAAGCGACAGAAAAAAGAUUGCAAGUACUCCGAAAAAUAUUUGUCUUGCUUUUCAUGUUUUUUACCGACUUUUUGCAAGUAAGUAUGUCAUUGCCAAUUAUGCAGAUUUGUCCACCACCCGCCCCCACAAGGCAGUACCACCAGAAGUAGAUAGCAGUCCUGUGGGAAGCACUGCUAGUGUACAUACAUAUCUCCAUGGCUGUUUACAACACAAACAGUGAAAAAAUGUCCCCUAAAUCCUUAUUGUAUAUUCCAGCAUGUUUUUGGACACCCCUGGUCAGCAUGCAUGUCAUUAAGAAGCGCCCUCACCUUAAUGUUUGUCUUUUACUGUUGUUGUGUCAAAGGUGACACAGAUACUCAAGACUUUGAAUGAAGCGAGUUGGAUGGUGUUUUGAGCUAUUUAGCGUUUGUACUUUGUUCUAAACAUCGGGAACGCUGUUAAUGAUCAUGGAUUAUUCUUUAUUCUCUAACUUGUUUUUGUUCCCUGCCUUCUGCUGCCUUACACGCGAAUUUCAACGUUUUAUAUUCCCAGCCAGCUAGCGUCACGUGAUCUGUGUCGUCAUUUACUCUCACUUUUCCUGUCCUCCCUUUUAGCCACAUUUAAAAUGUACAGUUGUGUUAUUUAAAGAUUUAUGUCCAUUCGUCGUGUUACUAAUUUUUUUCCAACUGAUCCGCAGCUUUAUUUUUUUUUGUGUGUGAUUUGGUUUUUAAUGUGUCUAGUGCUUACCUUUUUGGUUUAAUACAAACAAUAAAAGUCAUCACAGUACUUUCA
Messenger RNA from Nerophis ophidion (straightnose pipefish), 9793 nucleotides. It is a transcript of the gene crtc3, whose product is annotated as CREB regulated transcription coactivator 3. Lineage: Eukaryota; Metazoa; Chordata; Actinopteri; Syngnathiformes; Syngnathidae. Gene Ontology annotation, molecular function: cAMP response element binding protein binding. Bases 922 to 2826 code for a protein of 634 amino acids. The transcript is spliced from 15 exons. The record is from RefSeq and is a predicted model, not a curated record. Gene Ontology annotation, cellular component: cytoplasm; nucleus. Gene Ontology annotation, biological process: protein homotetramerization; positive regulation of transcription by RNA polymerase II.